Messenger RNA from Engraulis encrasicolus (European anchovy), 1914 nucleotides. It is a transcript of the gene ddx49, whose product is annotated as DEAD (Asp-Glu-Ala-Asp) box polypeptide 49. NCBI's taxonomy places the organism in Eukaryota, Metazoa, Chordata, Actinopteri, Clupeiformes, Engraulidae. The record is from RefSeq and is a predicted model, not a curated record. Bases 168 to 1595 code for a protein of 475 amino acids. Gene Ontology annotation, molecular function: ATP binding; RNA helicase activity; nucleic acid binding. The transcript is spliced from 13 exons.
GUACAUCGCCAACAAUAGUUCAGUAAGGAAGGACAGCCACGAGGCUAAUGUUACGCGUGUAGACAUACUGGUGAAAUUGCUUAUUUUUAUACCCCAAACUAGUCGGUUACCUUAUUGUCAGUCAAGUGUUCAACUGUAGAUGCAUUAGUGUCCCCAUUGCGGAGAAAAUGGCGGAUUUCUCCUCUCUGGGUUUAUCAGACUGGCUAAUACAACAAUGUAAACAACUGGGCAUUGGUAAGCCAACUCCUGUUCAACAAAACUGCAUACCAGCUAUUUUAGAAGGUCGUGAUUGUAUGGGCUGUGCCAAAACGGGUAGUGGAAAGACUGCUGCAUUUGUCCUCCCAGUGCUACAGAAGUUAUCUGAAGAUCCAUACGGCAUCUUUUGUCUAGUCCUCACCCCCACCAGGGAGCUGGCAUAUCAGAUUGCUGAGCAGUUUCGAGUAUUGGGCAAACCUUUAGGCUUGAAGGAUGUCAUCAUCGUUGGUGGGAUGGAUAUGGUGGCCCAGGGUCUGGACCUUUCCAAAAAGCCACAUGUUGUCGUCGCUACGCCAGGGAGACUUGCUGAUCACAUCCGAAGCUCCAACACCUUCAGCAUGAACAAUUUGAAAUUUUUGAUCAUGGACGAGGCGGACCGGCUGCUGGAGCAGGGCUGUACGGACUUCACUGCAGACCUGGAGGUGAUCCUCAGCAAGGUGCCGGCCCGCCGCCAGACCCUGCUCUUCAGCGCCACCCUGACCGACACCCUGGAGGAGCUGAAGACCAUCGCCAUGAACAAGCCCUUCUUCUGGGAGAGCAAGUCCGAGGUUCGGACAGUGGAGGAGCUGGACCAGCGCUACAUCCUGACGCCAGAGAAGGUGAAGGAUGCCUACCUGGUGCACCUGGUACAGACCUUCCAGGAUGAGCACGACGACUGGUCCAUCAUCAUCUUUACAAACACCUGCAAGAAUUGCCAGUUACUGACAAUGAUGCUGCGGGAGUUUAAGUUCCCAACCAUUUCGCUGCAUUCCAUGAUGAAACAGAAAGAACGAUUUGCCAGCCUGGCAAAAUUUAAGUCCAACGUCUUCAAAAUCCUCAUUGCUACAGAUGUAGCUUCAAGGGGUUUGGAUAUUCCAACAGUGCAGGUGGUUAUCAACCAUAACACCCCAGGGCUGCCCAAAACCUACAUUCACAGAGUGGGCAGAACCGCCCGCGCAGGACGCAACGGCAUGGCCAUAACCCUGGUGACCCAGUACGACAUCCACCUGGUGAACGCCAUCGAGGAACAGAUCCAAACAAAACUCAAGGCCAAUCCAGUGGAGGAGAAGGAAGUUCUGAAGAUCUUAACUCAGGUCAACGUGACCAAGCGCAAGUGUGAAAUCAAGCUGGAGUCGUCAGACUUUGAUGAGAAGAAGGAGAUUCACAAGAGGAAACAGCUGAUUCUGGAGGGCAAGGAUCCAGACAAGGAGGACAAACGCAAAGCAGAACUCCUGAAGAUCAAGAAGCAGAAUAAGAAAUUCAAGGAGAAAAUUCAGAAAACGAUUCAGAAGAACAAACGAGAUCAGUCAAAUCGGAAGAAGGCACAGAAGAGUGUCCAAACAAAACAACAGGCAACAUAACACACACACAGGACAUUAUCAGUACAACUUGACAUUGAACGCUGUCCUUUCUUUUAAGCGGACUCCAGAAAAGCCACCAGCACACUUCAAGUGAAUGUGAGCGCUUUAAAGCUUUAUUGAAAAAUAAAAAUCAACCUUAAAGGAAUGUGAUAUACAAAGGUCAACGCAGGUGAAAACAGCCCCAAAGCCAACAUGAAAACAUCACAACGAAGGUGCAACCCUGUGCCUCCUGGCGGACUAUUGGUUGACUGGGUGGGAAGGGAAAUAGGAGAUCCCUGUUUUGGGGAUAAUAUAACACAAUCAAAGGAAAACAAUUGAA